Cydia amplana is the source of this 6016-nucleotide messenger RNA. RefSeq lists its product as uncharacterized. Bases 161 to 6016 code for a protein of 1951 amino acids. The record is from RefSeq and is a predicted model, not a curated record. NCBI's taxonomy places the organism in Eukaryota, Metazoa, Arthropoda, Insecta, Lepidoptera, Tortricidae. The transcript has 47 exons.
UGGAAAAAGACCGGUAGUUGGUCGUGAAAAAACGCUCCUGAAUGCUUUUGACAUUGACAUUUCACACAAAAGAAAAGGUCGUACAGAUUCUGUUCUACAAUAAUGAUUUUUUGAUAAUAUCCUUUGAGAUUAGUUAGAAGUUUAUAAUUUAGUUAUAGAAAUGGUUACUAUAAUAAAGAACCAAUUAUUGAAACAUCUCUCAAGGUUUACAAAGAAUCUAUCACCCGAGCAGAUAUCCCUAUCAGCACUCCGAGGCUCCGGAGAGCUGCAAGACCUGACCCUCGACGAGGAUCUGCUGACAGACUUGCUGGAGUUGCCAGGAUGGCUCCGACUGACAUCAGCAUCCUGCAACAAAGCUACCUUCCGGAUACAAUGGACGAAGCUAAAGACGGUGCCUAUUGUGUUGAAACUAGAUGAGGUCCGGAUAGCCUUAGAAGUAUGUACGGAACCCAGAGUAGUGAACCCCGGCGCUGCGGGUGCUAUGCCCGCCGCCGGCAAAUACAGCUACAUUCAUAAGGUUAUAGACGGAAUCUCAGUGGUUGUGAAUCAAGUGCAAAUAGACUUCGCGUGUGACGCGUUCACGAGCAACGUGCAGAUAUCCAGGGUGACGGUAGAAUCGAGGACGCCUGAGGGUCGGCGGGGAGAUCUAAGACUGACUAGAAUCAAGAACCCUGACACUGGACAACUUUUAAUAUUUAAGGAGCUAGAAUGGCAGAGCGCUCGGAUAGAAGCGAAACCCCACGGAGCGUCCGCGAAUUUACCACCACUGAGACUGUUACUAGGCAACACACACUGCCGAAUUGUGAUCAAAAAGAGGCUGGCGGAUUGUGCGGUGAUCGGUUCUCGCCUAGCGAUCAGACCCGAGCCGGUGGCGUGGGCGCUAACGGACGGUCAGCUCCGCGCGAUGUUAGCUUGCGCCGCGGCUUUGGCUGAGCCCGUGAAGCGAGCCACCGCCGCUGCCACCAGGGCCAAGGCUGCCAGAAAGGUAGAAGAGCCGCUGGAACAGAUCCACAGCCGCUCGUCGUCGAGCGAGCACGACAUCCUCGCGCGAAUGUUCGCCAAGCACGACGUUCGAGAAACCUCCUACCAUCUGCUGGCGCCGCGGGUAGACCUGCAUCUGUGUGACGAUCCCGGCUUGGGCCGCUCAGAACAUCCGUCCCUCUUUAACGGCGGCGCGCUGCAAGUUACUCUAGUGAGCAUGCAAGCCGACCUGUUCCCUUACCACAGAGCUUCCAAUGAUCGAAGACAUUGGCGGGGAUACCGGGAAGCCGCCACGCCCCACACCCAGUGGUUAUCGCAAGCCUUAUCGUCGUUUUGUGGGUCACUAUUGGACCUUUUGGACCCGAGACCCUUAACGCCUAGUAAUAAGCCCAGUCAAGUGGAGAAGAAGAACGAAGAACCCGUGUCAAACGACUUCAGUCACAAACCGACGCCCACACAAACUAGUGCUUCCACCGCUCCGUCCGCCAACACUACCUCACAAGCAUCUCCUACUAGAACGAAGAUACUUCAGCAGUUGGGCAAGUUGAUGACCACGUGCCUCGUACUUAGGAUAGACGAUUUUACUGUUUACAAGGUGUCUACAAAAUCCCGAGAGACGCCACGCCCCCUGGUGUGCGCAGAGAAGUCCACAAUGCCGGGCGACGCAGGGUUGCUACACGCCGAACUGACACACUUCUACUAUCCUGGAGACGUUAACUUUCCUGUUCCCGCCCCUAAGCUGUACGUCCAACUGAGCCCCGUGCGCGUGAACGUGGACGUCGCCAGCGCCGUGUGGCUCGGCGCCUUCCUGCCGCACGUGGCCAGGGCUGCCAGCGCGGCCGCCACCGCCGUCGGGGCUCCCAUAGAUACCACGGCGGGAGCCCCCGGAGCUGGUGGAACCGCUUACUACGAUGUCCGAGCUGAAGCCAUAAUGCCUAAGAUAGUGCUAGAGGCGGGACCGGAACACAUCCCUCAACAACGCGACCGGCCUAAAGAGCUGCACAUAUGCACCGCCAGAGCCAUGCUCACCAACGUACGAGAAUCGCCAAGAACCAACACGGCGGGCACGCGCGCGGACCUGGCGUCCAUCCUGGCGGCGCUGCGGAGGCUGGCGCCGCCGCGCGACCAGUUCCCGUGCGCCGAGGGAGACUUGGAUCCCAUACAUGAACAGUUCGUGCUGCACGCUGAAAAUCUCGAUGACAUAGAUCGCGGAACAGCAGUGUCUCCGGAGCUGCUCUGGCGGGAGAACAGGAGUAUCUGGUGCGCUAGAGUGGAGCCGCUGUGGGCGGACCUAUGCGGCGCGCGCGCAACCAGCCACAAGCCGGCGCCGCUGCUCGACGCCUGCCCGCUCACCGCCUGGCUAUGCUUCAACGAGGACUUCACCCGCAUCUGGGCAGUAGCUCGCACCACCGGACUUGCCGGACUGCAACUAAACCACUACCAAAUGCUGUUUCUACUGCGCCAACUUGAACGGGUCUCGGAAAUGACCGCUUGGCUAGCACACGAUGCUGCGAGGCAACCUGAUGCUAGUUCAGGAUCAAUAGUUGUAGGUGUGGUCGUGCCGGCAGUGGAGCUGACGCUGGUUCUGCCCUCGACCUGCCCUGGACAAGAGUCUUCCAGAGACCUGGACAGUGUGCCUUUGGAUUCUUCCAGCCUUCAGGACAUGAAAAUGGGAUCUGACGCGACAAUGGCGCCAUCUACACUAAUCGGCGAUAGCGGCAUCAUCAGCAGCACACAGCCGGUGGAGAUAUGCUCUGCGCAACCACUUCCCGCCGAGGAAAUGCCACCACCCAGUCCAGGCCUUAGUUUUGGAGGUUUCUCAUCAAUGCGUCGCGGACUGACGUCGCUAGUGACAUCUAUCGACAGCGCGUGGACGCGCGACGACGCGCGCAGCGACGCGGCAUCCACGGCAUCUUCCGACAGCGAGCGUUAUGUCGUCGUGGGCUUGGCUUGCGAGUCUCCUCUCGACGCGGACAUGGCAUUCAGAGAGUUUGAACACGGGCGUAUGUCGACGACCGGUGUAGAGGUCGCGGCGGAAGUUUUGGAGCGCUCCUCCUCGCCCAGCGACCAUUCUGUUACCAGUUCCUGUCGUCGGCGAGAUGUGAUAUCAACGUGCACGUGGCGCUUACACGACAUCCAUCUUGUGCACCAGAGCGCCGCGGGCGCGUCGCGCAUGCGCCUCGCCGCCGACGACCUGCGCACCGACGAGUGCGCCGCCAUACCCUGGGACGAGUUCCAGAACAAAUUCUCGACGCGCGCGCGGGCCUGGGCCGAGCCGGCGGUCGGCGAGUGCGAUCUGAAGCCUAGAGAUACUCCAAAGGUAGCCGCCAGGAUGACCAGGUCCGAACUGCCAAGGGUUCCUGAUGAAAACGGUGUAACAUCAGGGCUGGCCCCAUUCGAGGAACUGCUAGAAGCGCGCGUUCGAGAACUGAGCAUAGCCCUUAACAUGAGCACAGCCCUGGCGCUCGCCGAGUUUAUUGAAGACGAGGUGCUCGUUCCGCCUAUGCCUUUGGAAGUAUUAAUAGAGAACGUGAAACUCCACCUAAUAGAAGACCGUCCCACUCGCUCAAUCUCCUCCCCUCCCCCCCAACCCCUCGACAUCUCCCUAACCACCCUCCGCCUCACCCGCGACCAGGACGGCAUACUCCGACUCGGCCCUCCCGAACACAACCCGUCCCCGUCCACACCGCACCAACCGGAACUGGAGGAGGCGAGAGGGAAGAUUUACAGCUUGAGCAGAGAAAAUGAGGAGUUGAGAAAAAGGCUGAUGACUUUGGCGAGGAUUGCGGAGGAUAAUAGAGAUUUGAGAGCUAAAGCGGAAGAGGUGUCGGUGUUGCGUCAGUGCGUGCACACAGCCCAGCAGGAAGUGUCCAACCUGCUGGCCGACAAGCAGGAGUUGAUAGAGGCCGUGCGAGUCUUGCAGUGCGUGCACACGGCCCAGCAGGAGGUGUCUAACCUGCUGGCCGACAAGCAGGAGCUGAUAGAGGCCGUGCGAGUCUUGCAGUGCGUGCACACGGCCCAGCAGGAGGUGUCUAACCUGCUGGCCGACAAGCAGGAGUUAAUAGAGGCCGUGCGAGUCUUGCAGUGCAUGCACACAGCCCAGCAGGAGGUGUCCAGCCUGCUGGCCGACAAGCAGGAGUUGAUAGAGGCCGUGCGAGUCUUGCAGUGCGUGCACACAGCCCAGCAGGAGGUGUCUAACCUGCUGGCCGACAAGCAGGAGUUAAUAGAGGCCGUGCGAGUCUUGCAGUGCGUGCACACAGCCCAGCAGGAGGUGUCUAACCUGCUGGCCGACAAGCAGGAGUUGAUAGAGGCCGUGCGAGUCUUGCAGUGCGUGCACACGGCCCAGCAGGAGGUGUCUAACCUGCUGGCCGACAAGCAGGAGUUAAUAGAGGCCGUGCGAGUCUUGCAGUGCGUGCACACAGCCCAGCAGGAGGUGUCUAACCUGCUGGCCGACAAGCAGGAGUUGAUAGAGGCCGUGCGAGUCUUGCAGUGCGUGCACACAGCCCAGCAGGAGGUGUCUAACCUGCUGGCCGACAAGCAGGAGUUGAUAGAGGCCGUGCGAGUCUUGCAGUGCGUGCACACGGCCCAGCAGGAGGUGUCUAACCUGCUGGCCGACAAGCAGGAGUUAAUAGAGGCCGUGCGAGUCUUGCAGUGCGUGCACACAGCCCAGCAGGAGGUGUCUAACCUGCUGGCCGACAAGCAGGAGUUGAUAGAGGCCGUGCGAGUCUUGCAGUGCGUGCACACAGCCCAGCAGGAGGUGUCUAACCUGCUGGCCGACAAGCAGGAGUUAAUAGAGGCCGUGCGAGUCUUGCAGUGCGUGCACACAGCCCAGCAGGAGGUGUCUAACCUGCUGGCCGACAAGCAGGAGUUGAUAGAGGCCGUGCGAGUCUUGCAGUGCGUGCACACGGCCCAGCAGGAGGUGUCUAACCUGCUGGCCGACAAGCAGGAGUUAAUAGAGGCCGUGCGAGUCUUGCAGUGCGUGCACACAGCCCAGCAGGAGGUGUCCAGCCUGCUGGCCGACAAGCAGGAGCUGAUAGAGGCCGUGCGAGUCUUGCAGUGCGUGCACACAGCCCAGCAGGAGGUGUCCAGCCUGCUGGCCGACAAGCAGGAGUUGAUAGAGGCCGUGCGAGUCUUGCAGUGCGUGCACACAGCCCAGCAGGAGGUGUCUAACCUGCUGGCCGACAAGCAGGAGUUAAUAGAGGCCGUGCGAGUCUUGCAGUGCGUGCACACAGCCCAGCAGGAGGUGUCUAACCUGCUGGCCGACAAGCAGGAGUUGAUAGAGGCCGUGCGAGUCUUGCAGUGCGUGCACACAGCCCAGCAGGAGGUGUCUAACCUGCUGGCCGACAAGCAGGAGUUGAUAGAGGCCGUGCGAGUCUUGCAGAGCAAAUGCCAUAAAAGGGUCACAAUUCAGCAUGUAGCUGACAAGCCAGCGCUGUUCUUCCGUUGUGACCCAGGCGUACGCCGAGCAACUGGGGGUGCGUGGGAAGAGGUAGCGCUCCCGCGGCCGCGCCGGCGGCGACUCAUGCAGCCUCGACUGCACGCACUGCUGCGGCGACGCCUAGCCACGCGACACGGGGACUGCUCACGCGAAACGGGGACUGCUCACGCGAGACGGGGACUGCUCACGCGAGACGGGGACUGCACACACGAGACGGGGACUGCUCACGCGAGACGGGGACUGCUCACACGAGACGGGGACUGCUCACACGAGACGGGGACCGCACACACGAGACGGGGACUGCUCACGCGGGACGAGGACUGCACACGCCAGACGGGGACUGCUCACACGAGACGGGGACUGCUCACACGAGACGGGGACUGCUCACGCGGGACGAGGACUGCACACGCCAGACGGGGACUGCUCACACGAGACGGGGACUGCUCACACGAGACGGGGACUGCUCACACGAGACGGGGACUGCUCACACGAGAUGGGGACUGCACACACGAGACUGAAUAUUGUCACCACAAAUGCAACGGGUUUAGAUUCACAGGACUUCUACAUAAGCCGGCCUCUGUGUUAGGGGGCGUUUAA